Messenger RNA from Gongylonema pulchrum, 573 nucleotides. Lineage: Eukaryota; Metazoa; Nematoda; Chromadorea; Rhabditida; Gongylonematidae. The record is from the annotation of a GenBank genome assembly.
AUGAUCAGACAUAGCCGACCGGAGUUUUUCAAUGCCGAACAAGCGAAAAUGCACCGAAAAUGCCUGCUUUCAUUAAUAGCUUAUAACAUGACACUUGUUCUACUCAAUAUGCCAAUAACAAUAUAUUUUACGCUGUAUUUAUUGAUCAGUAGCGUAGAAGAAACUGAUUCGAUGCCAGGAUUUGUGAACGGACUUAUGAACAUCGUUGAUCCGUGCUGUGAAUUUCUUUCUAGGCAUCAUGGGAUAAUCGCAAGUUUGGUAACAAUUAUUGUAUUACAUCCGUAUCGAAAGGCAUUUCUUUCGAUGAUACGCCUGCGAACGAACAGAAGCAAAAUUCGCGAUGUGAAAAUGGCAAACUGCAAUUUGCUUACUGCAACUUCGCGCAAUCAUCAAACGGUGCAGCCAAAUAAUGCCAAAACAAGUGGCUUCACGCCAAAAGGCGCCAAAUGGGACAGCAAUCAGCAGGAACGCAAAAGGUUAUGUGGACCAGGACCAGUGUUCAAACUAGCAUCUAUAAAUCAACAUAUAUUUCCGACAGCUUGUGAACCUCCAGUAAGAAGAGCCACCCGCUGA